Onthophagus taurus is the source of this 5492-nucleotide messenger RNA. It is a transcript of the gene RecQ4, whose product is annotated as RecQ4 helicase. Gene Ontology annotation, biological process: double-strand break repair via homologous recombination; DNA replication. The record is from RefSeq and is a predicted model, not a curated record. Gene Ontology annotation, molecular function: four-way junction helicase activity; 3'-5' DNA helicase activity; ATP binding. Gene Ontology annotation, cellular component: nucleus; cytoplasm; chromosome. Lineage: Eukaryota; Metazoa; Arthropoda; Insecta; Coleoptera; Scarabaeidae.
CUACUUUCACGUUAUUGACACAAAAAGAGCGGGAAUUGCAUUUUUACCAUUUUUUACAUCAUCAAUCACACAACACAUGUUUAUAGUUUAAUUUUUUAAUUUAAGUUAAAACUACUUUAAUUAGAACGCAAUAAUGGAUAUAAUUUUGGAUCCCGCCACGAGAAAAAUGUACGAUAAAUGCAAAUAUCGCGUAAAACUUUGGGAACACCAAUUUAAAAAGCAACACGGAAGAAUACCUUCGAAGUUAGAUAUAAGAGAAGCCGAUGAUGAGGUUAAAUUUGCAUACAAGACUUAUUUUAAUUUAAAAUCGAAUGCGUUGGAACAAAGUUUUAAGGACAUUGAGGGAUUUGAAUCAGACGAAGAUAAAAUAGAAUCAAGAAAUGAUGGUAAUGAAUUAUUUACUCAAGAAGAAGAUAAAUUAACUGUUGAAGAGCAGGAAUAUGUUAAGUUAAAUGAAAAAGCUUGGGGUGAAGCAGUUAAAUGUAAACAAGUUGAGGUUGUUGAAGAAACGAAAGAAGAAAACGCAAUAAAUUCUUUGAUAUCAAAAAAGUUAUUCAAUGGAUCAAAAUUUUCAAAGCGUAAUCCAAGGAAAUCUUUAUCAUUUCAUAGCCGGAAAAGUGAGGUUAAUUUAAAUGAAGCAAAAUCACUUUCACAACCUGUUAUUGAUUCUAAUUCUACUUUGAAACCUUCAUUAUCGCAAGAAUUUGUAAAUGAAUUUACUUCAUCUUUAAAUACGAAUGUAAAAAUAAUAAAUUCGUCUUCUAAUAUUAAUGCAACAUCGUUAAAUAUUAUACAAAGCGUGCUUAGUAAUGAUUAUAAACCUAGGAGAGCUUUAGAUAUGGGUUGGUUGCAAAGAGUAACUGAAAAAAAUGGUUGUGAAGUUGUUGAGAGUAAUAAAAAUAACGAAAAUGAUUUUUUAUUAAGUCAAAAAUAUGUUAAAUUGAAUGAGAAGGUUGAGAAAGAGUUUGAUAGUGAUGAGUUGGUUGAAAAUUCUGAUGAAGAGAGUUCACAAAAUGUUUUACCACCACCGAAAAGAAUAAAAUUUGUUGGGAAUAGUACGAAUAAUACAAAUAUUUUAAGAGAAAAUAACGAGGUUAAAAAAAUAAAUCCUAAAAAUGAUUUAAUUGUAACACGAAGGAAAAGUUAUAAUUUUAAAGAAGAUGAUUCUGAAACGGAAAAGGAUCCUUUCGAUGGUGAAUCCGAUGAUGAUCCACAAUUUACACCAAAUUCAUCAAACAAAAACGAUGUUUAUGAUUUCGAUUCUGAUGAUUCACCAAAAUCUUCAAAGAAAAAAUCAAAUUCUAAAAAAAAUUUGAAUGGGAAAAUUAAAAAGACACAAAAUAUUAAACAAAAAGAAAAAACUCAAAUUGAAGAUUCGCAAAUGGAAGAAUAUGAAUUAGAAUACUCCGUGAAACCCCGAAUAAAAUCAACACCAAGAAUCACAAAUGUAAAAGAAACGAUUAAAAAACGAAAAGAAAACGUUGCUAAGAAACCGAAAUCACAACAAACAAAUAAAGAAAAAUUAGAAGAAAAGGUCGCUUCUGGAACAUUAAACGAGAAUUUUGUUCGAAUUGAUUUAAAAAAAAAAAUUUAUGCUCGCGGUCAAAAGAAAUUCACUUAUUCUAAAUACAAAAAAAAUAUGUGGAAGAAAAAAAAGCAAGGUGCUUUAGCCGGCCCGGAAAUGGAUAUGACCGGAUGCGAUGGUGGUCUUUUAAAAUGUUUCUUAUGCGGUGAUGUGGGACAUUUCGCUCGAAAUUGUCAAAAGAAAAAAAGUGAUGCGUUAUUACCAUUAAACGCAGGAGAUGAUGAGGAAGAAUCAUGCUUAAUUCCUACGUUAGAAGAAGCUGAGAAGAUGGCACAAGGUGUUUUAGCCAUAAGAAGUAAACAAAAAAAAGAUUUAAAUAAUCAAAAUGACAAUAAUGAAGAUUAUGACAAAGAUGAUAACAAUGCGAGUGACGAUAAUGAAAGUGAUAAUAAUGAUAGUUCCGAUUUAAGUUUAGACAGUGAAGACGAACUUCUUUUAGAAGAAGGUUUAAAAUUAGAAGAGUACGUAAAAAAAAUUGAAAUGCAAGAAUACUUAGAUUCAACAAGUUUAGUUAAGCCAUAUUUUAAAUUAAAGGAGGACGGUUCAAUUAUCGAUACUCCCAAAGAAGUUUUUGAGACUUUAUCACUGUUUGGACACUCAAAAUUCCGUGGAGGACAAGAACAAGCAAUUAUGAGAAUACUCUCAGGAAAAUCGACUUUAGUUACAUUGAGCACUGGUUCUGGAAAAAGUUUAUGCUACCAACUUCCAGCGUAUUUAUAUUCCAAGAAGGAGUCCUGCAUAUCGUUGAUUAUCUCACCGUUAGUUUCUUUAAUGGAAGAUCAAGUCGUUGGGUUACCCCCGUUUUUAAAAGCUGCUUGUUUGCAUACUAAUCAAACUAAAACUCAACGGGAAAAAAUUAAAGAAUUGAUUAAUUCUGGGGCUUUAAGUAUUUUGUUGGUUUCGCCAGAAGCUGUUGUAUCCGGAGAGAGAUCAAGUGGUUUUGGUUCAUUUCUUCGUCAAUUACCACCAAUUGCAUUCGCUUGCAUAGAUGAAGCUCAUUGCGUAUCACAGUGGUCCCACAAUUUCCGGCCAUCUUACCUAAUGAUUUGUAGAAUUCUCCGAGAACGUUUAGGAGUUAGCGUAAUCUUAGGUUUAACAGCAACAGCAACUCGUUCAACCUCCGAUAACAUCGUUGAUCAUCUCCAAAUAAUCGACAGAAGAGAUGGUAUUAUCAGCGACGUUCCUUUACCGAAUAAUUUGAGAUUAACAGUAUCAAAGGAUGGAAAUCGCGAUCACGCUUUAUUGGGAUUAUUACUUUCGGAAAAUUUUUCUAAAUACAAAAGCGUUAUUGUUUAUUGUACUCGGAGGCAAGAAUGUGAAAGAAUCGCGGCGUUUUUACGGACUUCUUUGAAAGACGAAAAAGUUGGGGAAGGAGGUGGGAAGAAAAGGAAAAGGAUGAGUUGCCAAGCUGAGCCUUAUCACGCCGGGAUGGCUGCUUCUAGAAGGAGAAGUAUACAAAAGUCGUUUAUGUCCGGGGAAUUAAAAAUUGUUGUUGCUACAGUUGCUUUCGGAAUGGGAAUAAAUAAAUGUGAUAUUCGAGCCGUAAUUCAUUAUAAUAUGCCGAGUAGUUUUGAAGGAUACGUUCAAGAAGUUGGAAGAGCCGGUCGGGAUGGUUUACCAGCUCAUUGCCACUUAUUUCUUGAUUGUCACGGUAACGAUGAAAAUGAAUUAAGAAGACACAUAUACGCAAACUCAAUCGAUCGCCACGUAAUAAGAAAACUUCUAAAAAAGAUUUUUAUUCCCUGCUCGUGUAAAACGAAAUGUUCAAAACAUGAGGUGGCUUUUUCAAUUCAAGACACUGUAACGUUUUUGGACGUACCCGAAGAAAACAUUGCGACAUUACUAUGUUAUUUAGAGCUACACGAAAAUCGAUACGUGGAGGUGUUAAGCCCCGCUUAUAUAAAUUGUAAGAUUAUCUCGUACAGCGGUUCAAACAAAAUAAAAAAAGCUGCAAAGGAUUGUCCACCUUUAGCGAUGGCGUUAGCUUUGUACGGAAAAGAUGUUGAAGGGACGGUCUUUGAAUUUCCCGUUGUUGAUGUCGCCGCUGCUAUGGGUUGGGAUAGCGGGAUUUGUAAACAUAAAUUAAAAAAUUUAGAAUGGAUGAUUAUUAAUAACCAACCAAAAAGGUCCAACUUAUCGGUACAAUUCACUAAUUUAGGAUUUAGGGUGUUAGCACCUGGAAAUCUUAACGAUAAUCAACUCGAUGAAGCCUUAGAUUCUUUAUACACCCGAGUUAAAAACCAAGAAAAACAAGGAUUAUUACAAUUACACUCAAUUCAUUCAGCUUUAACACAAGUUUCAGAAAAAUCUUUUAAAUCAUGCCUACAAGUUUCCAAUAAAGAAAUUGAAUUAAAGAAAACAAUUCGACAGUAUUUUGAAAGUCCGGAACCGUUAAAAGACGUCGUUAUAAAAAUGAAACCCAUCAAUGAAGAUCAAAUCAUCAACGACACCCGACAAAUUAUCGCGAUGUAUCGAGAUAAUAAUUUUACCGGGCGAGCGAUUGCAAGGAUUUUUUAUGGUAUUCAAAGCCCGAAUUAUCCCGCUUUUAUUUGGGGAAAGUGCAAAUUUUGGAGAUCGCAUUUAAAGGAAGAUUUCGAUGAAAUUUGUAAAGUUGCUACGCGUGAAAUUAUUAAUAUGAGGACUUAAUUUUAAGAAAAAAAAUGUAUAUUUUUUUAUAGUGACUAAAAAAAAUUCUUUUUUACUAUUUUUGUGACCUUUUGUUUUAAAAUUUGUAACCCACGUGGACGAGUACUAACAAUAAGUUGAAAUUAGUCACGGUUUUGCCCUAAUUAUGCAAUUUGAAAUGUAAAUGAACCAACCUCUUCGAAUCGUACCACGCAAUCUUAUAAAAUAAUACAACGUGAAAAGAGAAUUUGGGUUAUAUUGUUUGUGAAUCAAUUGGUAUAUCGAUAAAAUGAAGUUCUUUAAUUGCAUAGUGCAAUGUUUAAGAAAGGUGCUAUGAAAAUAUAUUUUCUAAUAUUUGUUCUUUUAUGAAUCAAACAUCGGAAUCUGAAAGCAAAAAUACCAAUGCUUUUGACAUUUCAGCUCCUCACUCCCAGUCUUCUCAGGUCAGCCUUCACGUAAUCGUGGCUUAAGCAAAUGCUGGAGAUUAAAAUAUGCUCUGUUUCCAGCUUAAAUUUUCUCAGCGCUGCAACUUUGAAAAGUGUGCCCAUUCCAUAUCGGCUUUCAUAUCUUAAGUCCCGUUCUUCUGGACCUAGCGCUUUUCCAUUUCUUGGUUGACGAUUGCUUCGUCUUCGAGACCAUUUCUUAGUUUCACGACAAAAGAGUUCUAUCUUCCACUAGCGGUUCCUCCACCCAAAGCUGUUCACUGGUUGGAGUUGGAUCAUUUAUUCCGAUGUUUGCUCGCUCGGUCCUUACUUAUGUUAGCGUUACCCGUAUUUUACUACGAAGACUUGCAGGUUCGGAUUUUUCAUUCAUUAGAAUUAGGACCAACAGGCAUUUCCUAAUCCAUUCACCACAGGUUUGUGUUGGCUCUAAGUGCGCUUCAUGGCGCCUUUAGUUUUACUGCUUAAAAAUAGAAAUCGUAUUUUGACUGCUUAAGAAUAGGUACCAAGCGGUAUAUUGAGCUGGAUGCCGAAAUUAAUUACUUCUUGGUAUAGAAAGAAUUAUAUAACAUAAUGCUCUAAUUAGGAUGUAGACAACUGCGUGCGCAACUGUUAUUGGACUUUAAAGUAGACAGAAGAAUGCAAAUUGAAAAAAAUAUGCAGAAAGUGUUAUAAUAUAAUGCUCAAAUUAGGAUGUAGACAACUGCGUGCGCAAGUGUUAUUGGACUUUAAAGUAGACAGACCAAUGUAAAUUGAAAAAAAAUAUGCAAAAAGUGUUGAUUAAAUCUUUGGAGAAAAACCCCAAAGUAUUCUAGAAUGUUUAAUAAAAAAUUAAAUUUGAA